Ciona intestinalis (vase tunicate) is the source of this 3581-nucleotide messenger RNA. NCBI's taxonomy places the organism in Eukaryota, Metazoa, Chordata, Ascidiacea, Phlebobranchia, Cionidae. The record is from RefSeq and is a predicted model, not a curated record.
AAAAUGUUUGUUUUUUUUUCAGUUAUCUCCAGUAAAAGAGAAAAUGUUGGCCCAUCAAGAUAUAAAUCGUUUGAAUCUUUGUAAAAGCUGUAACUUGUUCUUUCCUACCAUUCAUUCUCUGCAAGUUCAUCUGCAAAAUAAGCACCAAACAAACAAGGGAGCUGAAAGUUCAAAUGAGACGCUGAAUGAUCAAGACAGUUUUAUGAAAUUACUUUCGUUAAACAAGCCAAUAAAAACAGUUGCUCAGGAUGUAUCUGUGAAAGUUGAAGCAGGAAAAGAUUCCACAAUGUUCCGCACAUCUCCUAUGGUAGCUUAUCUUAAUGUACCAAGCUGGUUACAAACUACCAUGCAGGAUGAUUGGAAAUACGUUUAUUCAAGAUUAGACUCAGAGAAAAAUUCAACGUUGAAUGAAAGAUCUAUGCAAGAUUCCACUGGCUUGUGUGGCAUUGGUGUUCACACAACAACCAACAACAGGAAAAUGUAUUGGUGUCGUCUUUGUAAUUAUGCAUCUUUUGAAAAAAGCACAAUUAUGAGACAUCAGCGUACACACACUGGCUUGCGACCUUACUCGUGCACUUUCUGCAACCUCGCUUUCACAACCAAAGCGAAUUGUGAACGACACGUACGCAAACGACAUCAUCAUAAUAUUCAACCCAACACUGACGUUAAAGAAUUGGUGUAUUGUGAUUAUGAGUUGCUGAGAAAAGCGAGAACUGGUUCGUUGAAGGAAGAUCAAAUGUCGAAAAUAAUUUCUCCGAACACUGGAAGAUUCUUCAGUUUCCAGUGUCGAAUAUGUAAGAGUGCUUUCAGCUCCCGAAGCAAUGGAGCAAGACACGUCAUGAGCAAACAUGGAGUGGUUAAUAGAAAAGGUGCAAACGAAGUUAUAAUGUGCAUGAAGCUGAACAAAACUUCGGCAGUCAAAUUGAACCAACAAGAAACGAAUGAUGAAGUUGUGGAAAGAAAAGCUUUGAACGUACAAACCAACCCCUCACAAUCGAUGGGUGUAACUCCAAAAAAUCCGAGAUUUGACAAGUUCGAGAAACCUGACAAGUUAAAGACGCAAUUGCACGUCAACAAGAAAUUGAUCCCUUUAGCCAAGAUACAAUCUUUCAAUAACACAGUUUCGCAUCUGUACGACAAGUUUGACAAGCAGUACAAGAAUAUGUGUGAAGAUUUAAAUCUGCCAGAUACAGAAGAUAUAAAUGGGAGCAAAAGUUUUAUCGUUCGUAUUAACAACGCCAUACAAGCCUUGACGAAGGUGUUUGAAAAUUGUCAGGCAUCUGGAAAGUACCAGCCAACCAUUUAUUCGAAUAAACCAUCUCCGAAAAUAGUUUCAAACCAUGAUCAGAUGAUGAAUGGUUCCAAUUCCUUCACACAGGAUGAUAUAGCUAAAGAUCCAGACUGUGACUAUGCCCAAUUAUUUGCUGAUGGCAAACUUAAUUGUGUGGAUGAUGUGGGAGAUAAUGUAUUACCAGCUAUACAAGACACUUAUUCAUAUUCAGCAAACUUUAGUAAAGAGUUCCCUGCAGAAUCCUCAGUUAAACCUGUUGAACAAAACAUGUUCAAUUCCUCGUGGGAAACGAAUGAUUUUACGAGUGUUGAAGAUUUGGUGGAAUUUAUUCAACAUCCAAAAGUUAAACCUAUUGGAGAAAGUCUCGAUAAUGAUGAAAUAAUGGAAAUACAGGGAGAAAAAAGUUUAAAUUUUAGCGACAAACAGAAAUCUCCACAGAGUUCUAUUUCUUCAUUAAAAUCUGGGGAUGGUUGGACUUCUAUGUCCGAUAAUGCUGUACAACGAAGUCACAGAUAUUUAAAGGAAGUUUUAAAUGAAGAAAACUCGAUGACAAAUGAUUCAGUAUAUGAAGAAGCAUUACCUACAAUGGUACAAACCUCCAAUAGGUUGUUUCGUAAAGGCAACCGAAUUUCUAAGGUCGAAAAUGAAUCCAAAGCUAUGUUGGUAACAAAUAGAACACGAAAAUGUCCGAAAUGUAACAAAGUGUUUCCAUGGGCGUCGUCGUUGCGUCGACAUAUUAUGACACAUACUGGCCUGAAGCCAUUUAUGUGCGGACAAUGCUCAAUGCAAUUUACCACUCGCUCAAAUUUGCUGCGUCAUGUUUACCGCCGUCAUGGUUUGGCACCUACGGAAAAAAAUAAUGAUUACGUCAUCACUUUGUCCAUGAGUCAGCAAAAAAAGCUUGCGGAAGAAUGCAGUAAUUCAAAUGUGACCAGCAAAGAUUUGGAACACAAAGUUAGACCCAUAGUUAGCAAAGAAGAUGUGGUUUUACCUGAAAAGAAUAAAAUUGCGGUUGAUCAAGUUAAAACACCCGAAGUAAAAAACGAGGGGGUGGUUUAUAAUAAGCGUUAUGCUUGUGGUCUAUGCGGCGUUCCGUUCGCAAAUCGAUCAAAUCUUGUCCGACAUUUGCAACGUUUACACGAGACAACCAAAGAUCAUCCAAACUUUAAGGAAAUGUUGUUAAAACUAGACACUUCUCGUCAUUCGGAAUCGGAACUGGAUUCAUCAAUAAGUGACAUAGGCGGAAGAAAGUUCGAUCGGAAACUUGGAAUUGAUCAAAAUAUCUUGAAAAAGAAAAACAGAUACCUUCCAAAUUCACCAAAUACCACUGAUUCCAAGGAAUUUAAAUGCGGGAUUUGCUUUAUUGGCUUCACAAAGAGAAACAACGCCGCUCGACACAUACAACAACAACAUAGUAUUUCGAAAAACGGAACAAACUUUUGCAAGCUCAUUAUACAUAGUAAACCUCAAACAGCCUCGUCAUAUGAGGAAGAUUCUGACGCCAAACUGCAAACCAGUAAAUCUACUGCUCCAGAUUUAACGAAAGAUAUUCGUAUUGAAGUGAAACAAGUGGACGAACCAAAAGUUGUCGUGAAAACUGAAAGCAUGGAAGAAGAGAUGAAAGAAGUGGAAAAUGAAACACAAAAGGAAACUUUAGAAAAAAAUAACUGUUCGACGGAAGAUGACAAAACGAAGCCGGAGUCUCCAAUUGAGGAAAAAACUUCUGAUGUUUCCAAGUGGUCUGGUAGAAGAAGAUUAACAACAAGAAAACAUGCGAUAAAAAAAGAAGUCCAAGAAAUUACUUCAAAUGCUACGAAAAAAAAUUGCGAAAAUGAACUUCCUAAGUGGAAAGGAAGAAAACGAUCCGCUUCAAGGAAACGGUUGGAAGGUGAAGCUUCAGGUGAAUUUACAAUUUUGAUGCAAAAGUCGACAGAAUCGCAUACAAAACGAAAGGAUUCAAACUCAAAAUUGCGGAAAACUGAGUAACUUCACAUUUUUCAUCUGGAAUUCUGAUUUUUGUUUUCAAUACUGUUGCAACUAGCUUAGUAAAGUGAACUUUUCAGCAAAUAUUUCCUCUUUUUUAGUUAAAUCAUUUCUUUGGUUUAAUUAUGUCGUUUACAUCGUACUUUCCUGUGCACUUUCAUUAUUAAUUGGCCGCUCCUGAUCUGGUGUACCGUAUUUGUAUUCCGCUAUCGCUGAAAAACAUGAAUGGAUUUUUGAAACUUAUAUUUAAACCGUAAUUUUGAAAACAAAGGACGUAAUAAACCGUACUUUAUUAAAACGGAAAAAA